GCAGCGCGCGGACCGACGCGGCCUUUGUGCCGGCGCGGGGCUCCACCGAGGAGCCGCGGCAGCAUGAGCGGCUCAGGCGCUGCGGGGGCGUCGGGCAGCCCCGCGCCGCCCGCGCAGGAGGAGGGCAUGACGUGGUGGUACCGUUGGCUGUGUCGCCUGUCGGGCGUGCUGGGGGCUAUCUCUUGCGCCAUCUCUGGACUCUUCAGCUGCAUCACCAUCUACCCUCUGAAAAUUGCGGCUGGCGUGUGGAUGAUCAUGAACGCCUUUGUGCUGUUGCUGUGCGAGGCACCCUUCUGCUGCCAGUUCGUGGAGUUUGCAAACACAGUGGCUGAGAAGGUGGACCGGCUGCGCUCCUGGCAGAAGGCUCUCUUCUACUGCGGGAUGGCCGUCGUCCCCAUCAUCAUGAGCCUGAGCCUGACCACACUGCUGGGCAACGCCAUCGCCUUUGCCACCGGGGUGCUGUAUGGACUCUCUGCCUUGGGCAAAAAGGGCGAUGCCAUCUCCUAUGCCCGGAUCCAGCAGCAGAGGCAGCAGGCAGAUGAGGAGAAGCUGGCAGAGACCCUGGAGGGGGAGCUGUGACGAGUCCAGGGGAGCCUCCCUCCCUGCCCGCAGCAGGUCCGUGAGCCUCUCUGCAGGAGGCAGAGCACCAGCCCUGUGGGACGGCCUGGGAGAGGACCCCACAUGUGCCCCCUGUUCUCUGAGCCUGGAACCCCCAACUCACUGGUGCUCAGGGCCCAUCACAGUGCAGUGUGGGUGGCCACCGGUCCACUCCUGCCAGGCUGGCUUAGUGGAGUGAGUCGCUGGUGGAUCUGCAGGCCCCACAUAAUAGGGUCCACCCCAGGCCUAGGAGCAGCUUCCCCUGGAUACGCUGGCCUGGCUGGGAGUGGGGGGUACGUCACCUGGGCUCUUGACUCCCCAGCCAGGUCCCUCAGGCCCAAGCCUUGAAGCAUAGGCAGUGUCCCCCAACUUUCCUGACAGGUGGAGUUCAAACCUGCUCCAUCUCCCUGUUCUCAGGGCAGAGGUUGGGCAGAACUGUGUCCGUAGGCCAACUGCUACUGCCCAGGGACAUGGCCAUUCUUCUGGAAAGUGCCCCCAAGACAUACCCUGCCCACACAGCAGGCCUGGCAGUGGCUGGCUGCUCAGGUGGACUCCCUCCCCUUUCCCUGGCAUGUUGGACAGACCACUCCAGGACACCUAGCUGCUCUGCCUUUCACCCCCACCUCAGGCCUUGGUGCUAAGGGAGUUGGGUGAGGCCCCGUCCCACCCACUCCUCUGCUGUGGUCCUGCUGGUGCUGGCAGCAGGGACUGAGCUUGCUCCAUCUCAGGUAUGCCUGCCAGCCUGCCUAUGGGACUUCCUGCCUUUGGAGAGCCAGGCAGGAGCCAGAGCCAUCUCCUGACAGCUGUGCCCUGCCCAGGCCAGGCCACCCGGAGCAAGCCUGCAUGAAGAGCAGGGGAAGCGGUGGCUCCUCCUUCCGGCACUGCCGUCUCUUCCUCCUGCCCGAGGCCCUGGGCCUCGUCCAUCAUCAGUUUGGUUCUUGGCCGCUAGGCAUGUGUCUGAUGAGGCCUGGCCAUGCCCAGGCAGGCCUGGGCAGUAGGCUGCUGUGGAACACGCUGCUUCUGUGCCCAGCUCCCUGUCCCCCUCCCUCCGCAGACACCCAGGUGGACCUGUGGUGGGCCCCCAGAACUCAGGGACUGGCUCUUGUUACCAGUUAAGUAGCCCCAGGGCCGAGCCUGCAGGCCUGCAGCAUGUGGGGCUAGGAGCAGGGCCUCUGCCCAGCAAUGCGACCAGGACAGGUCAGUGGGCUCUGGAGUCGGCAGCGGCCCUCCAGGGAUCCUGGCCAGGUUCAGUCCCAGGUUGGCAGGUCAUUGCAGUGUGGCUCGCUUGGUGGGACAUGAGCCUUCAGGAUUCCUCUAGAGCCACUGUCCUCAGGCCAGUGCUGGGCUCAAAGGGCUGUGCUUGUGUGUGCAGUGAAUGACACCUGUCUACCUCCAGGAGGAGCAGCCUGCCUCCUCCUCUCACUCGGAGCUGGGGCUCGGAGGGGCUGGCUGUGCUGUCUAGGAAGGUGGCACCCACCCUGAGGGAAAUCCAUUGCUGGGCAGGGCACAGGGUGGGUCAGAGGCAGGAGGGCCUUGGUCACAGGCCAGAGUGGGGUGUGACUUGCAGGAGAUCCCCCGCUGGCCUGCAGUCAUUUUGGAGGCGUCCCUUGGGGGUGGGGUACCCUCAGGCCCUGGGCUCCAGCCCCGCGGCUCCUCUGUGCCCACCCCUGGUGUGCUCUCCCAUGUGGCUGCAUUUUGAACAGUAAAGCAGGGCUGCAGUUCCCACUCGCUCUCUGCUGUCACCUUCUGUCUCUGGCGCCUGCCAGUGGUAGGGACACCCUGGGCCAUGACAGCCUGAGCCUGCUCAGAGGGGGAAAGGGGCUGCAAGUCACCCACCAGGAAGAGCCAGGCCCCAGGGUGGACCCACCAUGCUGCCCCUCCUGCUCCUCUGCUGCACUGUGCUCACGUCCAGAGUCGCCGUAGAUUUAGGGCCCCACCAGGGCAGGAGGCGCUGGGGCCCUGGCCGGGAAUCUGGUCUGGCUAAAGGCCCACUCCUUCCUCCAGAGGGCUGCAGAUCUGACUCAUUUAUUUUUGUAAAUAGUAAACACACUUUGCAGACAGUUGCCCCUGUCCCCGAGGUUGAGCUGUAUGGGUCCUGUGCCCUGGCCUCUGGAAGUAGGACAUGUUCCCCGUGAAGUCCACAAGACCCUCCUGUCCACUCCAAGACGCCUGAUGGAGGCUGAGCAAUGAUGUCCCUGUGCUGAGCCACUGCCACCUCCAGUACUGUUCUGUCUUCCACACGGCCUUGCACGAGCCAGCGACCAGCCUGAGGGCCCGCAGGCCUGCACCGCCUCCCCGUGGCUGCCUGAGCUGGAGCACGCCGUCUGUCCCAUCAGAAGCAGGUCCUGGUUGACCCUGUGCUCCAGCCCAUGUGAGGGAUGGCCCCCGCCUCCUGGCCACAGGGCAUGAGUUUGUGACCACCGUGGAGGCCUGGCCACGGUGGUUCGGCCCCUGGUGGGUAGAUCCCUGGCCUAGUGCAGGAAGGCCCUCCUCCUGCUGCCGAAGAAGGACUCGAUCUGCUCCAGCGAGCGGCCCUUGGUCUCAGGCACACAGCAGCCAGUGAACACCAGGCUCACCAGACAGAUGGCGGCGAAGAAGAAGAAGGGCACCUGGAGGCCAAAGGCUCUCUGUGGGGUGGAGAAGAAGGCGGGUCACACAGGAGGCACCGGGGGCUCCCUGCUGCUUCCAGUCUGCCCUGGACUCUCCCUGGGGCUGGCUCCAGGUGUCCUUGAAGGCUCUGCUCUGCACUGUGUGGCAGCAGUGUGUGCCCCGCCCUGCAUCAGUGGACCAGGUGGGGACCUGACCCAGGCUGCCCCACUCAGCUCUCCUCAUGGGACUUUGGAACGGGGCUGAUUCUGGUGCCGCCGUGGGCAGGUGCAGCUCCCUGGAGGGCAAGGUGGAGUGUGGAUGUGGCUCUCUGGGCUGCUGGCAGAACUCCAGACUGUGUCCUAGCCUGGAGGUGAUCUGACUUCUCAGGACAGUUCCCCAACUCAUUCCUGUGUCUUAUGACAAAGGGGCCUUGGCUGUGCUGCACCCCAACCGGUAAGGGGGGCACCAGCUUGUCUCCCAGGAUCACAAUGAGGGUCGGGUCACUUCACAGUGCAGGGCACCAUGCAGGGCCCCUGCUUAGCAGGAGAGGGCCUCAGGGCCCUGGGACAAGCACUUACCACCACGAGUAGGAAGGACUUGGUGAGGACGAAGGCGGUGAGCCAGCUGACCAGCACACAGAGCCCUGAGGCCACGCCACGGGCACGCAGGGGCAGGAUCUCAGACAUGAGGAGCCAGGUGAUGGGCCCCCAGCCCAUGGCGUAGCCUACCAGGAGAGGGGGAGCGGGGUGGGGACCCGUCUGUCUCCGUCUUUCCAGCCUCCCCCCUCUGCAGACACACCAGGGUAGCGGUAGGGCCCCUACCUCACACCCGAGAGCCCCUCACUCAGGCCAUGGCCCCACCCCAGGGCACCCCAGACCUACCCAUGAUGAAGAACAUGGUGGCCAGGAGGGGCACCAGAGUGAGGUAGCUGGUGGGUGUGGCUGGGGGCUGCUCUGUGCCUGCCAAGGACAGGGUCUCGAGGCCCACAGUGCUGUUGGGGGUCAGAGGCCUUGGACCAAAGUGGACAUACAGCCCCAGCGUCAGGUUGGCAGCAAACAUGAUGGUUGCUGUGGACACAGGUGGCCCUCGGGGGCCAGGACCCUCUGAGCCACGGCUCUCCCGGAGGCACCCUAAGCCGGGCAGCACGGCUGGCCUGGGACAGAUCUCCCGCAGGGCAGCGUGCUCCCGCCAGCCCUGGUCUGGGCUCCCCACACCCAUGGUGUGUUGCAGUUGGUGCGUCCGCUCACACCAGCUGCAGCAGGUGUUCUGGAGCAGUGGGCCCGUGCCAGGUGCUGGGGAGGCCUGGUGGCUGCACCCUAGCCUAGGCACAGGCAGCAGUGGCUGGAGACACCAGUGGGCAGUGAACUCAGGGGAGCCUUACCUGACACGAAGAGCAAAACUUUGCGGCCAGCCAGGUCCAUGGCGAAGGCAGCGAUCAGCACGGACAGGAGCCUCACAGCUCCCACGAUGGCGGCAUCAUCCUUGGGGGGCUGUGGGGAGGGGACCCUGGGGCUGAGAGGCCUGGCCUGCUGCUUCUGUCCCUGUCUCCUAAGGCCCUGCAGGGUGCUCAGACCCAAAGCUAGUCACAGCUGCACUGGAGCUGUGUGCCAAGCACUUCUCUGCACACCACCCUGGGGCCCAGCAGGACACAUCUGCCGUGCCCACCACUGAGCCGGCUGCCCUGUGGAACCUGCUGUUCUCAAGUCCUCUGCUGCAUCUGGACAGGGGCCUUGGCAGCCUUGCUGCCAUCUCCCUCCCACGGGGCGUGGCUGGUGUCCCAGGGGAAGUGGCACCACUUGCUAAGGAGCCAGUUGGGCUGAACAGAGUCCGGUUCCAAGGGGGCUGUACUUCCAUUAAAUGUUUCCUCUGUCAUCCUGUAUAAUUUACUUAUAAAGUUGUUUAA
This is a messenger RNA of Sciurus carolinensis (gray squirrel), 5089 nucleotides long. RefSeq names its product calcium channel flower domain containing 1 (gene Cacfd1). Gene Ontology annotation, cellular component: membrane. NCBI's taxonomy places the organism in Eukaryota, Metazoa, Chordata, Mammalia, Rodentia, Sciuridae. Gene Ontology annotation, biological process: vesicle-mediated transport. Bases 64 to 579 code for a protein of 171 amino acids. The record is from RefSeq and is a predicted model, not a curated record. The transcript has 5 exons.